UCUCCCCGUCGUCAUCCACCCCAGUGCCCACAACCGCACCAACUCACCGGCGGGCGGCGGUGCCGUGCUCGUGGCGAUCCCGAUAGUCUCCGGCGGCAGGUAGGGCAGAUUCGCAGUCGGAGGCAUGGACGUGGGGGACGUCCUCACCGCCGAGAGGGGUGCGGCGGCUGACGGCCUUCCCGACGACGCCCUCGUGGAGAUCCUCUCCCGCGUCCCCGUGAGGUCCCUCCACCGAUUCAAAUGCGUCUCGAGGACCUGGCGCGACCUCAUCGCCGACCCCCUCAACCGUAAGCGCCUCGCCCAGACCCUCGAAGGCUUCUUCUGCAGCGCCGGCACCGGUGCCGACUUCCACGGGCGCUUCAUCAGCCUGCCGGGGAGAUCCGCGCCUCUCGUCGACCCUUCCUUCUCCUUCCUGACGAAGCUGCCUGGGAUUGAGAACUUCAAGCUCUUGGGUUCCUGCAAUGGGCUCUUCCUCUUUGAGCACGGCUGGAAUAGCGGCAUCGGCGGACCGGAUUACGCCGUUUGCAACCCUGCCACUGAGCAAUGGGUGACUGUGGCCAGCUCCGGCUGUCCUCUUGAUCCCCCUUCAGAAGCAGCAGACACCUAUUUGAUUUUUGAUCCGGCCGUAUCACCGCACUUCCACUUGGUCCAUAUGUGCCAGAAGGAUUGUAUGGGUGAGAUUGAGGUGCGUGCCUACUCUUCUGAGACUAGGGUGUGGAGUGACAGGACAAGCCAACAGAGUCGAUGCCAAGAUGAAGGUGGAUUGGAACAAUUGGUUAAUGGUGGAGCCAUACUGAAUCCCACGUGGGGCAGUGCCUUUGUUAAUGGCAUGCUGCAUUUAGUCAUCUACCACGUUGCUGGGGAGUAUGUGAUAGCUGCGGAGUAUGUGAUAGCUGCAAUGGAUAUGGAAGGGAAGACGUGUAGGAUGAUCACCUGGCCAGAUCAGAGCGUAUUUCUUCCUUUUGUUGGUCAAUCCCAAGGGCACCUGCAUUGUGUGGGCACACUUAGGGAAUGGGAAGGAGAUUGUUUGAAAUGGGCUGGACUGUCCAUUUGGGUUCUUGAGGACUAUGAUACAGAAGAAUGGGUCCUCAAGCACAGGGUGAGCUUCUUGGAGCUGUUUGGACAAAUGAAUUCCCUAGACAGUUUUAACAGCAUCGUGCUCUCCAUUCAUCCGGAUCGCAAUUUGAUUUUCAUUCUUCAACACAGCAACCAGAAGCUGAUAUCGUAUGACAUGGACAGUAAGGAACUGCAUGCUUUCCACACUCUUGGACACAACUUUGAAUCUUUUACUCCAUAUGUUCCCAAUUUCUUGGAGCCAUUGGUGCUUACAAAUGAGCACUGAAAUGUUGCUUUUGGAGUACUCAUGGCAACAUUCUUCUGGAAAUUGUUACCUAUGUAAGCUAGCAACCUGGGUGAAUGAAAUCUUUCAGAAUUAGCUGAUGUGUUGCUGGUAAUUUGGAUGUAUUACCACUUGUGCUUUCUGUUUCAGCUUUCAACUAAUACCCAAGCCUGUUGGGAGACAUGUAUGUUGGCAGCUUAACAUAAGCUAGUAACCUUGUGAAUAUAGUUUCCCAGCUUAUGAUGAUUAACCUUUAAAACCACAAUUAUGUGUUCAA
Setaria italica (foxtail millet) is the source of this 1616-nucleotide messenger RNA. RefSeq names its product F-box protein At2g23160. Bases 125 to 1342 code for a protein of 405 amino acids. Gene Ontology annotation, molecular function: protein binding. The transcript has 2 exons. NCBI's taxonomy places the organism in Eukaryota, Viridiplantae, Streptophyta, Magnoliopsida, Poales, Poaceae. The record is from RefSeq and is a predicted model, not a curated record.